Molecule: messenger RNA, 1230 nt
Organism: Seminavis robusta
Lineage: Eukaryota; Bacillariophyta; Bacillariophyceae; Naviculales; Naviculaceae
Source: the annotation of a GenBank genome assembly
AUGUCGUUGCCAUCCCACUACUUGCUGCUGUUGUUCUUCCUCUUGACUUUGUCCUUGUCGCAAGGUCAGGCCAUGGAGGAAGACUCUGCCGGCCAACGUUGCCUUGACGCUCCUCCUACGUUAGAGCUCAGUGACGGCCGCACGUUGGCGUACUGCGAGUUUGGUGCCAGUGCCGAGGAAGCCACUGCCGUGGUGUUGCAUUGCAACGGUUCCGGUGGAUCCCGACUCGAAUGGCCGGGCAAUGAAGAACUGUUGAAGGAAUUGGGCAUUCGCUUUAUCACGGUGGAUCGUCCCGGGCAUGGGUUUUCGGAUCCCGUGCCCGAUGGUCGCACACUGCUGGACUGGCCUCGCACGGAUGUGACGCAACUACUGGAUCACAUUAGUGUAGACCAAUUCUACAUUGAAGGUUGGUCGGCCGGGGGAAGUUACGCAUUGGCAGUGGCACACGAAUUUGGAAACUCGGGACGUGUGUUGGGUGGCGCCAUUCUCAGUGGCAUUGGACCGUUCGAUCGUCCCAAUCCUUUUGAAGGAAUGGACGAACCGCAAAUUCGAAUGUGGAUGGAAUGGGCCCGCGAUCAAAAUGAAACGGCCAUUUUGGAAUUCAGAGGACAACUCGCUCCCUUCUUGCAGGCGUCCAAUGCCUCCCAGAUUGGAAUGUUGUUGGGAUCGGGUGGUGUGGGAUUGGACGACCUGGAAGUUGCACGACGUCCCGAUCUUCAGACUCUCAUGGGGGGCAACAUUAAAGAGGGCUACCGUCAGGGGGCACCCGGUCCGGCACAAGACGAUCUCGUCAUCAACCGUCCCUGGGAGUUUCGACUCCAAGAUAUCAACCCCAUGGUCCACAUUGAUGUCUGGCAGGGAGAAAUUGACCAGAAUGUACCGCUCAAUCAAGGUGUCUAUCAACAUUCCAUCUUGCCAAACAGUACCCUGCACAUCCUCAAUGAUACGGCACAUUUGUUUCCACUUGUACAGUGGGAGGAAAUUCUCGUCAAGCUUGUUGCCCCAUCCUCUGCUCUCAGCACUGACAUAACUCAGGACGCAGACGAAGGAGAAGCCACCGCCCCAGCAAGCGACAACGAUGAAGUUGCCAAUGGAGGAAAUUUAAAUGCCAGUGCCAGUAGUGGUAGCAGGCCCUCACUUUUUGGACUAUCCAGGCGUUUUGGACGGUUCGUGUGGAAGUACAAUUUGGUCUUGCUCCUCUUGGGAUUGUUGAUUCCGGUGCUUCUCUAG